AUGAAGCGACAGUCAAGGAAUGUUCUGUUCGAUCGUUUGCAUCGCGGAGUGGUGUACACCUGUAUGGGACUGACGUUGUACGGCACUUACAUGCUCGGAGUACGUGUCUACCGGUAUUUCACCGUUAUAAAACCAGCACGGCAAGCGGAAGAGCUUAAAAUGCUGGAAGCGGGAGCAGCAAAACAAGCGCCAUCGUUGGACACAGCUCCCACCUUAACGUCGUAG
Messenger RNA from Anopheles marshallii, 225 nucleotides. RefSeq lists its product as uncharacterized. The record is from RefSeq and is a predicted model, not a curated record. Lineage: Eukaryota; Metazoa; Arthropoda; Insecta; Diptera; Culicidae. The transcript has a single exon. The coding region runs from base 1 to 225 and encodes 74 amino acids.